CUCCUCCGUGCCCCCCCUACCCCCUCCCCCCUCCUCCUCUUAAUUUCCCCUAUUGUUUUAUGCUUGGGAACGUGUGGAUGAUGAAUUAAGAAUCAGAUAAAUGGAAUAAACGGAGCAAACAAACUUAUAGUUUUUUGAAACUGCUUAGUUAUCUGCAGUUUUAGUCGAAUUUGCAAUUGCAUGCAAACUCAAAAGUUUUUAUUUUGUUUGUUUGUUUGUUAUUGUUGUUGUUGAUGAUGAUGUUGCUGUUGCGCGUAAAUAGUAUGGUUUAAAUUGCAAAUGAAGGCCCAAAUGCUGCAUUUUGAUCCAAGUUGAACUCGGACUUAGGUGGAAAUGGAACAACUGGUACUCAUCUCUUGUAUAUAAGAAAGAAAAAAGGAAAAAAAAAAGGGAGAAAUUUCUCUUUUUUGGAGGGCUGAAGAGAUUGGAUAUGUCAUGCCUACUGACGUUCAAGAACAAGCCUUACCAAUUCUAUUGUCCGGAAGGGACUGUGUACUUCAUGCUCAGACAGGUUCAGGCAAAACGUUGGCAUACUUACUGCUAAUAUUUUCAGCUUUAGACUUUAGAAGGUCGGCUGUACAAGCACUGAUAGUUGUCCCAACUAGGGAGCUUGGUAUGCAAGUUGCGAAAGUUGCUAGAAUGCUGGCCGCGAAGCCAGCAGGAAUGGAAGAGAUGCAGAGGGCUUGCACUGUUAUGGCUUUGCUAGAUGGUGGAAUGUUAAAGAGGCAAAAGAGCUGGUUAAAGGCAGAGCCCCCUGAGAUAGUUGUAGCGACUAUAGGGAGCUUGUGUCAAAUGCUUGAGAAACAUCUUUUGAAGCUGGAAGCUAUGCGGGUAUUGGUUAUUGAUGAGGCGGAUUUUAUAUUCAGUUCAUCGAAGCAAGGGUACUCUCUCCGCAAGCUCUUGACUGCCUAUUCAACAAUUGAAAGUCGGCAAACUGUUUUUGCUAGCGCAUCAAUUCCCCAACACAACCAUUUUCUAUAUGACUGCGCGCAACAGAAGUGGACGAAGAAUGAUGUGGUUCAUGUCCAUGUCAAUCCUGUUGAACCUAUGCCUUCACACCUACAUCACAAAUAUGUGAUAUGCAGUAAAAAGGACAGAUUGCGUACUCUGCUCUGCUUGCUUGAGAGAGAUGCUCCUAAAUCUGGAAUAAUAUUUGUUGCUGAUCAGUCAGAGAAAUCGAAAAGAGCCGGAGAGCUUCCGUCGACAACCCUUGUUAUCGAAUUCCUUAAAGCUUCAUACAGCGGACCCCUGGAGGUCCUUCUCCUUGAAGAAGAUAUGAAUUUCAAUGCUCGGGCUACCUCAUUCUCUGAAAUGAGGCAACAACAAGGUUGCUUACUAGUUUCGACAGACAUAGCAAGCCGAGGGUUUGACCUACCGCAAACCACUCACAUAUACAACUUCGAUCUCCCCAAAAGUGCCGUCGGCUACCUCCACCGCGCCGGACGGACGGGGCGAGUGCCAUUCUCCAAGGAAGCGUACAGCGUCACGACUCUCAUUGCUCCGGCGGAGCGGUUCGUGCUCCAAAGGUUUGAGAAUGAGUUGAUGUUUAAAUGCGAAGAAUUGUCCUUGGAUUAUCUCAAAACCCUGAGCUGAACCUCCUACCCCUGUACAUGUGCUCAAAACUCGAAAGAACUUUUUGCAAAAUUAAAAUUUAGUGGGUCUAAUUGCCAAAAUUAGAAGUUCGGAUGUC
Ananas comosus (pineapple) is the source of this 1690-nucleotide messenger RNA. Its product is annotated as DEAD-box ATP-dependent RNA helicase 58, chloroplastic. Lineage: Eukaryota; Viridiplantae; Streptophyta; Magnoliopsida; Poales; Bromeliaceae. The record is from RefSeq and is a predicted model, not a curated record. The transcript has 10 exons. Gene Ontology annotation, molecular function: RNA binding; RNA helicase activity; ATP binding. The coding region runs from base 436 to 1593 and encodes 385 amino acids.